GUGGUAGCGUCUCCGUCCCACACUCCGGAGACCCUGGUUCGAUUCCCACCCAGCCCGUCUUGCAAGAGUUGAGCCAAAGCCACUUCUCCUCUGUCGUGACGUCACGGUGUCACGUGAUUUCAUGGUCACCGCCGCGCCUGAGGAGCUGAGUUGAGCCCUCGUUCUCCUCUGUCGUGACGUCACGGUGUCACGUGAUUUCAUGGUCACCGCCGCGCCUGAGGAGCUGGGUUGAGCCCUCGUAAUAUGCUUCGCAUAAAAAAAAUUGCGGUGUGUCAGUGUUCGCCAACUUUCAAAGAAGACAGUGGUCCUCGGGAACAUGUAGACUUCAAGUGAUCAACGAAAGUCGAAAAACGGGCGUAUUUGGAGCCAACGUUUCAAAGAGGGCCUUUUCUUCGUCAGAUUUGUCUUCACCCUGACGAAGACAAUCUCUGCUUGUCAAAACGUUGGCUUCGAAGAUAUUCCUCGUUCGACCAGUGUUGACCCUCUACACAUGUUGUAUUCAUUUGAAAACAUAACUUGGUUCAAAAACAUUUUUUUUACCAUAGACUUGCUACGUAACAACACUUUGCGGUUAUCAUAAAGGAUGGCCUACCCAUUCUAAGCCGCGUGGGCUCGUAGCGGCGUCAGAGAAAGGUGAAGACGAAGUUCCAUCGUUUUUCUCCAAGCGAGUUUCGUACUCUCCAUUGAUCUACGUGUUUUGACGCAACUACAGCAGCGUCCACAUCUGCGUCAUGGAACCGCCCUCUGUGCUCCCAGAUAAGAACACGGACGGCACGGUUACACAGCAGGGCGUGCCGCCUGCAACCGAGUCCCAGCCCGCAGCAGCGGCGGUCACUGUCAGUGCAGACAAGGUGGCGCCACCGGAGGUUGGGCCGACGGAACGACUGUGCCGCCUGGUGGCCCGUCCAGACUUCGUAGGUUACGGUUUCAAGCUUCACGAGGACACCGAACGUAAGCAGGAGUUCGUCGUCUCCGUGGAGCCGGGAAGUCCAGCCGAAGCUGCCGGACUUCGAGUCAAGGACGUCAUCAUUGAGGUAAACGGGGCCAAAGUGGAGGGUGCCAGCCACCAGGAUGUUCUCCGCCGCAUCAUGUCGAUCCCAAGUCAGGCACGUCUACUGGUGGCGAACGAAGCCUCCUGUUGUGGGAACCGGGAGCGGGACGUCACCGACAGCGACACGCUCACGCUGCCGAGCGUGGUCGAGUUGAGUGGUGCCGAGGCUGCCAGCAAGCCUGACAGCCGAGAGGCCUCGGCGAGUUCGACUCCUGGCGUAGUGCCCCCCGAGCCGGACCCGAUCAUGGCGAACCUGCCCAGCAGCUCGUCCGAGAAGGACGAACCGUUGUCCAGGAACCGCCAGCAGGAUCCUGGCAGCAUGACAGAGAGCACACUGCGACGACGGACUGCUGGCACCGAACACCAGGACACCAGCAUGCACGAGCCGGCUUCAGCUGUCGCGCUGCCUCCCGUCAGCAGCGAGCCGCAGUCCGUGCCGCUCCCGCCGCUCCAUCUCAUGGAGUUGACGGUGCGCUUUCUGAUUCCGCUGCGCUUGCCACUGACGCUGCUCAUGGCGCUGACGGCUGUGUCCCUGCUCGCACUGUACUAUUUCUACGCCUACAUCAACCGACCGCACGAAGACUAGCCGCACAGCGUCGCAGCCCCGAAGGAGUCUUUCUGGAACGGUGGACGCCUUCCGUCCCCUCCUGGAGAUGCUCCCAUUCACUCGAGAGGUGACACUCGCUGUGAUAACCUGGACAAGGCACGCAACUUCUGAGCUAUGACGUCCUCCGAGGCAAUGUCCAGGCGGUUGCUGUACUCGUGCCUACCAGAGCACUGAUUUUGCUUGCGAAAUUACUGAAGGUGACGUUCGCGAGCAAUGCAAUAAAAGUGUGCACUUCUGA
Dermacentor albipictus is the source of this 1896-nucleotide messenger RNA. The record is from RefSeq and is a predicted model, not a curated record. NCBI's taxonomy places the organism in Eukaryota, Metazoa, Arthropoda, Arachnida, Ixodida, Ixodidae.